This is a messenger RNA of Lagenorhynchus albirostris (white-beaked dolphin), 1660 nucleotides long. RefSeq names its product deoxyribose-phosphate aldolase (gene DERA). Gene Ontology annotation, molecular function: deoxyribose-phosphate aldolase activity. The transcript has 10 exons. The coding region runs from base 73 to 1107 and encodes 344 amino acids. The record is from RefSeq and is a predicted model, not a curated record. Lineage: Eukaryota; Metazoa; Chordata; Mammalia; Artiodactyla; Delphinidae. Gene Ontology annotation, biological process: carbohydrate catabolic process; deoxyribonucleotide catabolic process. Gene Ontology annotation, cellular component: cytoplasm.
AGCAGGAAGGGCAGAGCUAAGGCGGGCGGGCUGGCGGGCGCGCGGGGCGGGCGGUGCAGUGGCGGCCCUACCAUGUCGGCGCACCAGCGAGGCACGGAGCUCGACCUUAGCUGGAUCUCCAAAAUACAAGUGAAUCAGCCGGCAGUUCUGAGGCGUGCAGAACAAAUCCAGGCCCGCAGACCCGUGAAAAAGGAGUGGCAAGCUGCUUGGCUCCUGAAAGCUGUUACCUUUAUAGAUCUUACUACACUUUCAGGCGAUGACACACCUUCCAACAUUCAAAGACUCUGUUAUAAAGCCAAGUAUCCAAUCCGGGAAGAUCUCUUAAAAGCUUUAAAUAUGCACGAUAAAGGCAUUACUACAGCUGCCGUUUGUGUUUAUCCUGCCCGGGUAUGUGAUGCAGUGAAAGCACUAAAGGCUGCAGGCUGUGAUAUCCCAGUGGCAUCAGUGGCCACUGGCUUUCCAGCUGGGCAGACUCAUUUAAAAACACGAUUAGAAGAGAUCAGAUUGGCUGUGGAAGAUGGAGCUUCAGAAAUUGACGUGGUAAUUAACAGAACCUUGGUGCUCACAGGCCAGUGGGAAGCCCUGUAUGAUGAGAUUCGUCAGUUUCGCAAGGCCUGUGGGGAGGCUCGUCUCAAAACCAUCUUAGCAACAGGAGAACUUGGAUCUCUUACGAACGUCUAUAAAGCCAGUAUGAUAGCCAUGAUGGCAGAGAAUCUAGUCACAAGGGUAAGAACUUGGUUUUGUGUCAUGAUCUGUUCCCAGCAUGUAGAACGGCAUCCAGCACAUAGAUCAGAUUUUAUUAAGACCUCUACUGGAAAAGAAACAGUAAAUGCCACCUUCCCAGUAGCUAUAGUCAUGCUACGGGCCAUUAGGGAUUUCUUCUGGAAAACUGGAAACAAGGUAGGCUUUAAGCCGGCAGGAGGCAUCCGCAGCGCGAAGGACUCCCUUGCAUGGCUCUCUCUCAUAAAGGAGGAGCUAGGGGAUGAGUGGCUGAAGCCAGAACUCUUUCGAAUAGGUGCCAGCACUCUGCUCGCGGACAUCGAGAGGCAGAUUUACCAUCACGUGACUGGAAGAUAUGCAGCUUAUCAUGACCUUCCCAUGUCUUAAAUCAGCGACGAAUUCCAGAAAAGUCCUUUACUAUUUUUCUGCGUGAUUGCUAAAACUAUUUCAUUAAAAAAAUGAGGGAAUAGGUAACUGACUUUUUUCCCUUAAAAUUUCCAUUGAAUUUAACUCAAAGAAUGGAAGGGAAAAGCCAGGUACACACGUGGUGUGUACAUACAUGGUCCCUGUUUCAGGCAUGUCUGAAAUGGUCUUGAUUACUAGAAGAUCUCCACUGUUAAUUUUGUGAAGGUGUUCUCUUAAGAACUCUGAGUAAAUUGUUAAUGAUAGCUUUGACAACAUUAAAUUCUAAGGAAGCAAGAGGUUGACUUGCCCAAGAACCAUGCUGUAGCAAAAGAAAAUGCAGCACCCCUGAACCACUCUCGUUUUCUCACUGACUUCAAGAUUCACUUACUCGGCACUAAUUUCCUGCCCUGAAAAUCCGUCUUUAAUUUUUGCAGCAGCUACGCCCUUCUACUAAUUGUUUUGCUAAUGAAAUUUCUGUCAUUGUUAUGUGAAACUAUGGAUAUCAUUGAAGUUUUUAAUUAAAAAAAUUCCUGUA